AGCGUGAUGACAGCAGCAGAUGAUUGACAAGGGACACGCCUCCUUUCACUGCUUUUCCCUUCUUGCAGUGUUCAUUCUGUUCAGACAGGCUUUCAAAGUGCUUUUCUUUAUCUUUGCACAAAUCACAGCAUGCAACUAUGGCCAAGAAUUUUGACGCUUGUUUGGGAAUUAAUGCUUUUUGGACAGCUUGAUCGCUUAAACAUGUUAUGGGCAGACGGUGCUCACAUCCACCUUGAGAAGGCCAACCUUCACAGCAGCAGCUGGUCAUGGCUGGUGUCGCUGAUGUCGGACGUCAGGGGUAUCACCAGAAACCUUGCCUCUCCACAUGUGGCGAGCGAUGUGACAUGGUCUCACCAACAUUUCUGUGGUGGGUCGGUUCUCAACCAGUACUGGAUUCUGACUGCCUCUCACUGCUUUGACAGACAGGCAGGAGGCAAUGAACCAGCAACCUGGAGGGCCCGCUUCUCUGACGACGGUUUCCAGGCCCACAAGUUGAGAACCGGGUGGAAGAGCCUGAGCGGACAGCUCGCCUCAAAAGCACACGCCUUGGGAGUCAGCCAAAUCGUGCGUCACCCCAGAUACAACCGCACGAAUGUUGUCGCUGACAUCGCACUGGUACGCCUCAGUAGUGCCAUCUCCACCCUGUCGUCGACUCACAAAAUUGCCACGGCGCCACUUCCGUUGCACGAGAACAUCACCUUUAAGAAUGGAACGGAUUGCGUUACAACUGGUUGGAAAUGUCCACGUUCCGCCAGAGAACACUCGUCAUGUGUGGCUUAUGUUGUUCCCAUGCCGAUAAACCACCCAGACAUGUGCAAGGUCUACGCCAUGGAUGACUGGUCCGACAAGCUGUGCGCGGGCAAGAAAAACGCUCGCCAGGGCGUCUGUGGGGGUGACAGCGGCGACGCCUUGAUGUGCGAGAUCCAUGGAGGCGAGAUGGUGAUGGCAGGCUUCCUGUCCUUCGUACACAAAGAUGACCCUUUCGCUUUUCCCAGCGGUUACACUGCCGUUCAGCCGUACCUGAAGUGGAUUUUGACAACAAUGUCACAAUCUGAUUAAUAUAAUAUAAGGACGCAAUCGUGAGGUGAGAGGACAAGAAGACUGGUCUGCAGAUUGCGACUACACGGUGACAUACCAAUUCACCGCGCAGGGGAAUGUGGCAUAUUGUACCAAAUCACCUCACAGGGGAAUAUGGCUUCUUAUACCAGACCAGAAAGCUUGUAAAUUAGAUUCUAAUUUAAAUAGGAGAUAAGAUACUGAUGAAGGCCCUUCAUGACAUCUUUUUUAAAACUGUUGUGCUAAUUAAUAAAUAACAUAUUUUCUGUUAAUAAGUGGGAACAGAUGAUAUAUUUUAGUUUUACAAUUAUGUGAUUGAUUUUCUGUGUUCUGCUCGUGCUUCUGAUCUUGGGAUGCAAAUCCAGCGUUGGCGAUGGGACAACGACCGCAUCUCAUCAAGUUGGGGCCAUAGUUAUUAAAACUGACUGAAGCCGUUGCCUCGAUCGGGGAAACAUGGAAAAAUCAAGAAUAAGCGUCUCGUCACCGUCGUUAUAAAGCGAUGUCCAGAUCCCGCGGAUGUUGCUGUACUCCCGAGGCCGCCAAGCAAAGAUGCCCUGGGGUUAACAUAAAGCAAUAUCCUCAGGGUCUCGAAUUCACUUUAUAACUACGAACACAGGACACUUGGCAUAUUGCCUAUGAUGCCCCGCUACACCAACUUUCUCUUCCUAUGGCCCCUGUAGUAUCAACGGGUCUUCAACUACUCUGACAGACAAUUCGGAUGGAUCAAACACGUACACGAGACAAAGUGAAGACCCAUAAUAUUUCAACAAGUGAUGAUUAAAUGGAAAUCUAAAAUAUUUUCUCAAAAUAAAAGCCAUUUCAAAA
Pomacea canaliculata is the source of this 1881-nucleotide messenger RNA. RefSeq names its product trypsin I-P38-like. Gene Ontology annotation, molecular function: serine-type endopeptidase activity. Lineage: Eukaryota; Metazoa; Mollusca; Gastropoda; Architaenioglossa; Ampullariidae. The coding region runs from base 130 to 1059 and encodes 309 amino acids. The transcript has 8 exons. Gene Ontology annotation, biological process: proteolysis. The record is from RefSeq and is a predicted model, not a curated record.